This is a messenger RNA of Aspergillus tanneri, 816 nucleotides long. RefSeq names its product oxidoreductase-like domain-containing protein. The record is from RefSeq and is a predicted model, not a curated record. The transcript has a single exon. Bases 1 to 816 code for a protein of 271 amino acids. Gene Ontology annotation, cellular component: mitochondrion. NCBI's taxonomy places the organism in Eukaryota, Fungi, Ascomycota, Eurotiomycetes, Eurotiales, Aspergillaceae.
AUGAAUACAGGGCAGUCACUCUUCAGAGGAGGCGCUUUUCUGAUAAAGUUGCGGCGCAAUCGGUCUACGGAUAAACAUUUAAUCUUCCCUACCCCGACGCUCUCUCACCAACAAUAUGCCCCCUCUCCGUCAUUCCGUCGCAUGGCCAGUCAUGCACUUACCAAUUUCAAAGACACCUUAAUAGAGACGGGCAAUCGCGGUGCCCCUCAAGCAUUUCCCUUAUCGGGUUACUAUUAUGAUAUACUUACAAGAAACUCUCCAUACCGAAAACAAACAUCUUCCUCGCGGUCUGUCUCGAAGAGAAUCACGGAAAAGUCCUCAUCCGCUGCGACUGUCGAACCACAAUCGCCACAGGAUAAGAUGUCUAUUGUAUUUGGCACCCGACUAGCUGGUCCUGGUCGCCCUUCACGUUACAAUCCUGGAAACAUGGCACCAGAGUCUACAUGGAAAACCGUGAAUGGUGUAGCGAUUCCUCCACGACCGGAGGAACCUGAUAAUUGCUGCAUGAGUGGCUGUGUCCAUUGUGUUUGGGAUGACUUUCGUGACGAUAUGGAGGAAUGGGCAGCAAGGGUCGAGAAGGCAAAGUCUAUAGGUCCUUCCCAGACCUUGGCGAAGAAUAUGCGCCGCACCCCAAGUGCGGAUAUCAACAGUGCCAGCACAAGCAUGGACGACGAUGGCGGUGGCAAGGAGGGAAACUGGCCUGUUCCUGAUGCAGCAGAUGAUAUUUUUGCCAACAUACCUGUAGGGAUUCGAGAGUUCAUGAAGACUGAGAAGAGACUAAAACAAAAACAUCAGCAAGGGAGUGUUUCUGCAUGA